This is a messenger RNA of Chaetomium fimeti, 4894 nucleotides long. Its product is annotated as muts domain V-domain-containing protein. Gene Ontology annotation, molecular function: ATP binding; ATP-dependent DNA damage sensor activity; mismatched DNA binding. The transcript has 9 exons. Gene Ontology annotation, biological process: mitochondrial DNA repair; mismatch repair. The coding region runs from base 76 to 4539 and encodes 1487 amino acids. Lineage: Eukaryota; Fungi; Ascomycota; Sordariomycetes; Sordariales; Chaetomiaceae. Gene Ontology annotation, cellular component: nucleus; mitochondrion. The record is from RefSeq and is a predicted model, not a curated record.
UCACAAGGAACCAAUCGUGGCAGCAGUGCGAUUAGAUUUGUUCGUCCCGAGACCGACCGCCUGAGGAGACGGGCAAUGUCUGGGGCGAUGAGAAACACUGCCGCUGAGUCGACUACCGAAACACACUUAACCCGCUCGCCCGACAGACCAACGCGCCAUACCCACGACUCCUCUCCUCCGGCGAACAUUGGGGAUCCGGCUAGCUGGCUGCUCCCACGGCCCUUCCGGCAUGAAGUAGAGUUGCCGUUUGUUGGGGAAACCCCCUACGAGGAAACCGAAGAAACCGAGAGCGCCUGUGAUAUUGCUAGUCUCUCAUCCACAACAUCCUUCAGCCAAACGCAGGGUAACUCCAGAGCUAGCACUCCAGACUCUCUGAGAAAAGGAACACAUGGCAGCCAAUCAAUGCGUUCCCCCUAUUUCCGAAGGGGCGAGUCGACGCCCGGGCCGACCGAAGUCCGCAGCAGCAGCCCGUUUUACGAUACCGUAAACGCCAAACCCCUCCAUCACGAGUUCUCAACAACUGCUAGAGCCACUGAAUCAUUUCCCGGUGGUUCUUUCGCUCGUCGUGAGUCGAGCAAUUUCCCACAACAGUCGAGGUUCACCGCGUCAAAUCAACAACAACCACCCAAUGAUUCAACGGACAACACACAAAACCACGGCUACUCCGAAGCUCAAGCGUCAUUGUCUUAUGACUCAGAUACACGACCACUGAAAAAUCAUCCGUCAACCACGUUCCGCGCGCGGCUAGCCUCUCCGAGGCUGUGGCGUACCCAUGACACCAACUCUGAGUGUGGCUAUGGGCCGUCCGUUGUGAGCGGAGCGGUAACACAGACGCUUACCCCAAACACGUCUCCAUAUCAACGACACGCAACUGGAAUGACCGAACAAGAGACCGUUGGCAAUACAACCAGUCAUACUUUUCACGGUAGUGUUGUGGACAAGCCCGGAGAGCAGUGGUGCGCCCCAGCCCAUGUCAAUCGACAACCCCCGUUGCCCCGUUACGAAUACCAGGAUUCUUCAAUUAUCAGCCCAUUGUCACGCCCAAGCGCUCCCCAGAACGCUCCGCGGCCGAUUGCCAACCUCGACAAUGAUCGUCCGGGAACAUUGCGUCAGAGGGCGGAGUCGGGGGGUCUGAAUAUCCUUGACUUGGACUUCAGUUCCGACUCUGAAUCUGAUGGCGAGGAUGUUGACUCUCGCUACAACCUCGGUGCGGGCCGCUCCCAACGCGGCAACAAAGGACAGAAACCCCAGUCGGGCGGUGUCGAGCCUAUGGAUGAAGAAGAUCGCGUCGUGUGUGCCAUAUCUGAAAGCCGCUCGUCAGACAUGAUUGGCGUGGCAGUCAUCAACAUGACAGUAGGAGAAAUCGAUCUGUUCAGGAUUGUCAAUGAUGACAGAUACCACCGGCUUGCCGAGACUUUGUGGGGGACGUCGACCUGGCCACAAAUUUUCGUUGUGCUCAAGAAGGCUAUGGACCAACACAGCAAGUCGACAGUCACCGACUGCCUGGAAAAGGAGUUCCCUCACGCGGAGAUUGUGCCCCUGGAUAGAGAGCACUGGAACGAAUCCGAAGGCUUAAAAUUAAUUGGCCGCUUUGCUUGGAGGGCAGACAUCAAAGCCAUCCUUCAGGAUCUCGAGCGGAAUUUCUACGUCUCAUGUGCAUUCUCUGCGGUCAUGGCGUACGUCGAAGAGGAAACCGAAGUGACUUUCAGGGAUAAUUCUUUGCGAAUUAGGUACAGGCAGCCUGCCGAUACCAUGGGCCUAGACCGGUCCACCAUUACUUGCCUGGAGCUUUUUCAGAACGUUCGGAAUUCGAAGGGCACCACGUCAACUCUAUUUGGAUUGUUGAACAACACACUUACGCCUCAAGGCCGUCGGAUGAUCCGUUCCGCUCUUUUCCAACCAAGCACUAACCGAGAACUGAUUACCGCGCGCCACGAAGCGGUUGAGGAAUUGUCGAGCAACGAAGAUCUGUUCACAGAGGUGCGAGCGAGCCUCAAGCGGCUGUUCCAUAUUGACGUCGAACGAUCCAUCCCAUGGGUUACGUUGAAUACCGCAGAGUUGCGUGUCCCUUUACAAGACGGGGUAGCUCUGAUUCAAGGCCGCCAUCAGAUCUCGAUGCCCAGCCACGAGGAGCUCCAGGGAGCAGAAAAGGACAUGAAUCAUCUUCUUAUGGUCAAAGCAUACCUCGGAGGUGUCCAAUCCGUCCAGGAGACACUCGAGGCGGCGGGUUGUACUAGCAAGCUGUGCAAGUGGGUGCUUUUCAAGUGCCGACAGGAGAACACAGCCCCAAUUGCUACCUUUAUUGAAGGGUCCAUUGAACAGGACGCAAUAUACAGCAAGGCACCCAUCGAUAUCAGAAACAACAGAAUGUGGGCUGUCAAGGCUGACCCUCAUAGCGUUCUAGAUGGCGCUCGUCAGAUGUACCGGGACUGCACUAACGAGAUGCACCAGUACGUCGAAGAGCUCAACACGGUGUUUCAAGAACACUUAGGCACCGCGCCGCAGCUUCGGUUGGCAAACGACAACCAUUACUACCUACGAUUCCAGUGGUCGGAUGUCGAACGAGAACUAAUGAGAAGCGAAGUAGCCUCGGAGGAUGAACGGCCAGCUCGCAUGCAACAUCGGAGACCACGGCUCCUGGGCGGUGUUGGGAUCGUCAAUGGAAUCCGGCGGAAACACCACUACGACUGCCAGACAUUAGAGCUCAUCCAACGGAGCAGCCAGAUCCAGCGCCACGCCGACAUUGUUACAGCGCAAUGCGACACAUUCAUUAUGGAGCUCAAGAAAUCUCUACUGGAGCAUGCGGAGGUCUUGCUCGCCGUCAACGAGGCCAUCGCCGUCUUGGACAUGUUGUGUUCCUUCGCGCACUUGGCCACCACCCAGAACUAUGUCCGGCCCAUCAUUUCCGACAAUCUGGUUCUCAAAGGCGCUAGACACCCCGUGGUGGAAGCCAGAAAGCAAAACUUUGUGCCAAACGAUGUCUACUUGGGAGACCAUGGCGCCCGUUUUCAAGUCGUCACUGGCGGAAACAUGAGCGGCAAGAGCACCUUUAUCAGAUCCGUUGCACUAAUCCAGAUUCUGGCGCAGGUUGGUAGUUUUGUUCCGGCUACGUAUGCUGCAAUUCCCGUCUGCGAUCGUCUUUUCACCCGCCUGUCUACCGAAGACAAACCCGAGAGUAACCUGGGAACUUUUGGGGUGGAAAUGACCGAGAUGAACAUGAUCUUAAGGCGGGUUACGGACAAUAGUCUCGUCAUCAUCGACGAACUCGGCCGAGGAACUUCAACUAAGGAAGGGCUCGGCAUUGCUCUUGCUAUGUCAGAGGAGCUCAUCAAGACUGGAUGCCGGGUGUUCUUUGCAACCCACUUCACUGAGCUCGCAAGAAUAUUAAACACCACAAAACAGAGCAGUGUCCUCAACGUCCAUGUGGUUGGUGAGAGUACCAAGACAGCCGAUACUACACAAAUCUCCCUGCCGCACACUAUCGCGCCUGGGCCGGUGAAGAACGAGGACUACGGUCUGGACCUCUCUCGCCGCUUCCUCCCCGAACGAGUCGUCGACAAUGCCGAGCAAGUGUGUAAUUUCCUUCAUCAAAGAGGCUCGAACCGAGGCAUCGGUCCCGCUACUCGCGCUGCGAAGCAAAACAAGCUGAUCCUCGCCCUUCCGGGCCUUCUCAAACAAGCCAAUGACUCGACCAUGGACGAGUCGGCGCUUGCGUCGUAUCUCAAAAAGCUGCAAACGGAGUUUACCAUUAGGAUGAACAUUGCUGCCGAUGAUGACGCGCAACAGAGCUUGGCUGGCAAGGACAUUGAGCCGGCUGUCGACCUGCCGACUCUGGCAAAGCCAAGCGAGGAAGAGCGCGGGGAGUGGAGAAAGAAGUGUGACGCUGCAGAGAGCAGAGUGAUGCACGCCAACAUGGCUCUGCCCGAUGACAAGAGGCGAGUCUCGCCGACCGGCAAGGGCACCGAAUCCUUGUUAAACAGGGUUAGAGCUGGCAUGGAGGACGACGCGACGGGCACGAUAUCCCAGCCAACGCCAAUCAACCGGGGCUCGAUGAUCGAGGAGCUUCGAAAAGGGGCAUGCACACCAACCACGAGGGUAGCGACCCCUAGCAGCGUCACAACAGAUCUCCCAGACCCGCACGCCGACUCCAUCAUGAGCGACGUGUUGACUGGAGACAACACACCAAAAGAAGUCGAUAAGUUGACCGGAAACCGACCACGGGCCAUGUCAAUCUCCUCCGGAUCGAACUACGACGAGGAGAUGCUAGACGUCGAUGAUGAAGAGAACUUCUCGCCGACAGGCUCUGAGCAGCACCCCGCUGCCGGAGCCUAUUUAGACGAUAUGCAGCCGUUGGAGCGGUUUCAGCCGCUCAGAGAUUGGUAUGCCCGCGAUCAGGCCGCUGAGCCUUCGGGCGCGGCGCCUGAGGAGAGAUCGGCCUGUAGGAGUCUGGGCCGGAGUCGUUCUGCCACGCAGGAGUUCUUGCGUGGUCUUCAUGAGGAGGUGGGGGAAGGAUCCCAAGGGGAGGGUAUGGAGCUGUAGUGGUGCGGGGCUGGGUGCUUUGGUUUUGAUUGCUAGGGGGGCUGAACGGGCGUUUUGACUGAGUAGAUGGCUGCUGAAAUCGAGGGGAAUUUGCACUGGUGAAUUUGCUGGGGAAGUGGCGGGGGAUGAGAUUACAAUGUUGACAGAGAAGAGGUGAGUGGGAUCGAGUCGAAGCUGGGGUUUAGAAACGUUGCACAGGAGGACUCGAUUCUUCUUCCCGAGUUAGAUCUGGCUUAAUAAGGGCUAUGGUCCUCGGCAGGUUCCUUUUUGUCACCGUUGUACUGCCUUGGUGUCGUUAGACGUUUUGGAACCCAUAUUCAGGGGUCACCGAGACGAUAUCCCAGUCACAAGGGGA